Molecule: messenger RNA, 4174 nt
Organism: Oncorhynchus masou masou (cherry salmon)
Lineage: Eukaryota; Metazoa; Chordata; Actinopteri; Salmoniformes; Salmonidae
Product: potassium voltage-gated channel subfamily G member 3-like
Exons: 2
Coding region: 52-1350 (432 amino acids)
Biological process (GO): protein homooligomerization; potassium ion transmembrane transport
Cellular component (GO): voltage-gated potassium channel complex; membrane
Molecular function (GO): delayed rectifier potassium channel activity
Source: RefSeq, a predicted model, not a curated record
GCAGAAGGUGCCUUUUUCAGUACUUUACAAACACCUGUCAACAAUUGGAAGAUGAAGUUUGGGAAGAGCAUCUGUAUCCUUAAUGUGGGUGGCACAAAAUAUGCGUUCCCUAAGGAUGUGAUAAAGGAUUUCCCUCUGAGCAGAGUGAGCCGUUUGCACAAAUGCGCAUCGGAGAAAGAAGUACUGGAAGUGUGUGACGACUAUGAUCGGGAACGGAAUGAGUUUUUCUUCGAUAGGCACUCCGAGGCUUUUUGUUUCAUCAUGCUAUACGUGAAGUACGGGAAGCUACGGUUCGUCCCGCAGAUGUGCGAGCUGUCAUUCUAUAACGAGAUGAUUUACUGGGGGCUGGAGAGCUCACACUUGGAGUUUUGCUGCCAGCGGAGACUGGACAAUAAGAUGUCCGAGUCGUACAUUCAUUUCUCCGAGGAGGAAGUCAAACUCGAGGAAGAGUUGAAGGGCGAGAAUUUGGUGACUCGCGUGGUCACGGAGAGAGAGGGGUCCAAGUGGCUGGAGAGAAUGAGAAGUACUUUUGAGGAGCCGACUUCAUCAGUCGCAGCACAAAUCCUGGCCUCAGUGUCCGUUAUAUUUGUUUUAGUGUCCAUGGUGAUGCUUUGUGUGAGUACUUUGCCAGAUUGGAAAACCGCUGAGAACAACAGCGUUGAGGAACACCGGUACAAUCCAGACUCGUUAGAGCAUCCAUCCGGGAUCAUCGAGGCUGUGUGUAUCGGCUGGUUCACCGCUGAGUGCAUUGUGCGCUUCAUCGUGUCGCGGGACAAGUGUGAGUUUGUCAAACGGCCCCUCAACAUCAUCGACCUACUGGCCAUUACACCCUACUACAUCUCCAUCUCCAUGACGAUGCUGACAGGGGAGAACUCCCAGCUUCAGCGGGCGGGCGUCACCCUGCGUGUUCUGCGCAUGAUGCGCAUCUUCUGGGUGAUCAAGCUGGCCCGACACUUCCUGGGCUUGCAGACUCUGGGGCUAACGCUGAGUCGCUGCUACCGGGAAAUGGUGAUGCUGUUGCUGUUUAUCUGCGUGCCUAUGGCCAUCUUCAGUGCUCUAGCCCAGCUGCUGGAGCAUGGCCUGGACCUGGAGUCACCGAAUGAGGACUACGCCAGCAUCCCUGCCGCCUGCUGGUGGGUUAUUAUCUCCAUGACCACUGUGGGCUAUGGAGACAUGUACCCCAUCACUGUGCCUGGGCGAGUGCUGGGUGGCCUGUGCGUGGUGAGCGGCAUCGUGCUCCUGGCACUGCCCAUCACCUUCAUCUACCACAGCUUCGUGCAGUGCUACCAUGAGCUCAAGUUCCGCUCGGCCCGCUGCACGCGGAGCCUGUCCGCAGAGUUUCUCGACUGAGGGAUCCCUGAUGUCGCUACUCCCCCUGACAACUCUUCACCCCCUGACAACUCUUCAGAGACCUCCAUCCACCCUGGAAGUGUGCAUCGAUCGGAAACAUGGCCUCUAUCAUUGGUCUCACACUUUAUUUAACAUAUUUUGUUGAUAUAUCCCUCGUCUUGGAACAUCAGUAUGAGGGGUUAUGUGUUUUGAGGUUUGCAUAUAGUACAGCCUUCUUCAAUAGUCAAUUCCAAAUAGGAAGUAACGGAACCCGAUGGGGACAAGGACUGUUUCCACGGCUGCCAUGGUGACAGUGGUGUUCGGGGCAGAUGUCCCUGACAGGAUGUCAUCGUUGGAGGGCAGCUGGAUUGUGUCAGACCAGACAGAGGCCUUCAUAUUACUGUGGAUUAUACAGAAUUUAGCCAGUCUCACAGUACAACCUUCUUCUCACAUGGCGACAUGCCACAAACUAGAUUUGAGUUUUAAUGCAAUUUUCAAUCCCACACUUCUGGCAAUGUCACAGUGUGAGGAUGGAAGGUAACAUUUCUCUUCUCUUUCAUCAAUCAUUUAUUUCUAGUGUUCCUGUGGCCAGUCAGUGAACAACAAUGCAUUACCAAGAACCAAAGCGUGUGAGUACAGUGAACACUGUUCCCUUUAAUCUUUCACUUCAACGCUCACGCUACCCCUUUUAUUUUGCGUAGGCAAACCUGACAAAUAUAAAAACACAACACUUUGUGAAUUUGAAUGAGCCCAUUUACAACUCAAACAAGGUCAUAUUCUAAACCUAUUAACCAUUCCACCUGAAAGCCAAACCAAUGCAAAGUGGUUUUGAAAGGUAUUUUUUUCCGCAGAAACCAAGAGAGGGGGUGGGAGGGGUUGAACAAGAAAGAGUACAGUACCGUAUGGGUCUGUCAGCUCAGCUGUGUAGGCAGGUCUUUAAUGUGGAACACGGAGCCACAGAGCGAGAGUGUGUCAUGGAGAUACUGGUGGUUCGGCUGACAUCACACAGUGCAGUAAAGGAGAGGGCAUGUCUGCCUCAGCCUCGUGAGCGCUGCGGGUCUUCUGACUGGAGGAGUGGAACCAGUUGUGGCUGGUGUCAAAACCUUGGGAGCCUCUUCCUGUCACAACAAAGGCACUCGGCACAACCACCACAGCCUUGGUAGGCACUCCUCUCAAUGUUGUUGUCUGGCCCACCCGCUUCUCCUCGACACUCUGUCGACGCCAUGUUUGGGUGGCUUGUGUGACGCAUUCGGCCUCCUUUCCUGCCAGAGUGCAUUUGGGUGCCUCUGAAAAGCUUUUAUCAUGCCUUCACUAAUUUCUUUCGUGGGGAAUUGGGAAUGGGGUCAUCGUGUGUUCUCUUCAUAUCAGCCGGCUUCAGGCUACACUACCUGUUAUCACUAACGAGCACCAUCUCUGUUUUCCCCAGAUUGUGCAUAGAUGUGUUUGCUCUAGGACUGGGUUUUCGUGUUCGCUAACAGAAUCUGUAAAUGUAAUAUUGUAAAGGGUUUGCUCUCUGAAAAAAACCCAAUCUGUUCUUGACCUCAUUUUAUCUGAAUUCUAUUUUCAACCAAAGCAGUUUUAUAUCUUCCAGAAGCACUUUUUAUAGUAGGAGCAGAAAAUGAAAGUUCAUCAAGGUAAUGAUUAAUGUAUAUGAGUGUUAUUGUCAGAGUGCUCUAUUUGAUGUGAUAGAUAUUGACUGCCGGGACUCAUAGUCUAAUUGUACUAGUGACGCUGGUUCUUUUGACACAGAUUUAGUUCCUUUGCUUUGUCCUCAGUGUUAUAGUUUCCACUAGCUGCAGACAGCCCCAUCUGCUCUCUCUGAUCUACCCCCGCUUUCACUUGGCUGUUUUCCAAACCUAGUAGUCACAAUGCUUUAACUGUGUGGAAUGUUGAUAGGAUAAGAUUGAUUAAAAUUGUUAUUUCAGAACUUUGGGCAUCAGGGUCUUGGAAGAAGAGAAGGCUUGACUAGACUUAAUCGACUUUGAAAAUGUUAGAUUUGCAUUUAUAUUAGUAUGCAGGAUGGUGUUGUUCAGAGGUAUUGGAAGAAUUGUAUUGCAAGAGCCUGUCAUCUAAGCACUCUUUCCUAUUCUCACUACAACUUCCCUGGAGGAAAACCAAUUUCAUUAAAACUUCAACAACUUCCAACAGGGGGAGUUUGCAAUUCCAACGGCCCUAAUAUCUCUAUGCCGACGAUGAACUCAAACCAACAGGUGCAAUAUCACACCAAAGAGCCUGAGAGUAAACAACUUAAGUAUUCACUUUGAGAAUGUGAGCAAACAAUGAGAUUUGAACGAGAAGGGAGCUGGCAGAAAUAUGUCGCCUAUCUCUGUAAGAGCCUCCUUACCAACAGAAAUCAUUUCCUAUCACUUACUCUUGUCAUCCUUCACACGACAAACAUGGUAUAUUAUCUCUGCUCUGGUUUAUAAACUCAUAGAAAGUCACAUUGCUCCACAGCAAUUAGGACUUGUAUAUCUGACCAGCCUACUUUUCCUUGACAUAAAUCCACAUCAAUCAGAUCUCCCUGGAUUCUACUCCAAUUUAGUGAAAAAUUUCCACCUAUUCAUCAGGGAUUCUAACUGCUACAGGGGUAACUGAGACUCUUAACCAUUGAUGGGACCACAAGCUGGAGAUUCUCUAACCAUAUUCUGUCCCUCUUCUUCUUUGUCUAUCUUUCUGUCUGCCUGGCUCUUUUUUUAAAUUUCCCUCUCUCUCACAUACACACACACACACACACACACACACACACACACACACACACACACACACACACACACACACACACACACACACACACACACACACACACACACACACACACACACACACACACUCUCUCACACACACA